ACUCUUAAUAAAUCCUGCCGCCGGAAGGACAUGGGGACGCAUCGAUAUUUGUAACGAUCUUGGCAUUAAAGUGAAAUGUCUAGAGAUUCUCCUACUACCUUGGGCAUAUAAAAAGAACAUCUUAAAGAAUUUACAGUUCUACAGAUCAUUUCUAAAGCUCAUUUGUAAACCCAGAAAUCAGCAGGACCUCCUGAAAUCCUUGAACAAGUUGAAUAGGUUUACAGUUUGACUCGACACGGCGUUAAUGUGUCACUGAAGGGCCAUGUUUGCAUAAGGAAGGUCGUUUGAUAACGCUUUACGACAAAGAGGAACACGUAACUACACUUCUCCAUCCAUCAAAGAACAUCUGGUAGACAAACAGCCGUUCCGAGAUCUGAGCUCUUGCGUUAACGGAGCUUGAAAACGCUGGUCAACGUGCACAACGGGCGUGUCCUGCGUGGUUUGUCUACAUCUCGGUUUAGAUCCAAUGGCUCUUACAAACACAAAAAGCACACACGACGCAGCACAAAGCUCCACACUGUCCUUCUUACAGGCUUUCUAACAUUUACGGCGCUCGCUCCUUUUAACAGCGAUCGGAUUCCGCCCGCCUUGCUUUGGAUAAAAGCGUCUCGAGGAAAUCGAAGAAGCUGAUUAACGGGAAAAGCCUGCUGAGGGGCGCAAAUGUUUUCCAUCUUCAAGCUGUGAAACUGCAAGAUGUAUUAAGGUGGUCCGAUGGCCUGUCUGUUUUGAUUGGUCUGUGUGCUCCGUCUCGCCAUGGCGCGCGCCCUUGGGGCGGUACUAAAGACGGUGGCUGGCGAGGGACAAACCCUGUUAAAACCCGUCUCCGGAGUGAGGCCUUUCAACAAGCAUCAAGCUCUCCAGCACUGUCCUGUACUGCGCUCCUCGUUUCUCUCCACGUUUGGUGCUGCGUUCUGUAAUCAAGCCGGUGUAAGGAUGCCAGAAAUAAACACGGAUAAUCUGGAUGAGAAGCAGGUCCGCCUGCUGGCUGAGAUGUGCAUCGUGAUUGACGAGAACGACCAGAAGACAGGCGCGGACACGAAGAAGAACUGCCAUCUCAACUCCAACAUCAGCAAAGGAUUACUGCACCGAGCUUUCAGUGUUUUCCUGUUUAACAGUGAAGAAAAGCUGCUCUUGCAGCAAAGAUCUGAUGCCAAGAUCACUUUCCCAGGGUGUUUCACGAACACGUGCUGCAGUCACCCUCUGUACACACCGCCCGAGCUGGAGGAGCAGGACGGCGUCGGGGUGAGACGAGCUGCACAGAGGAGACUACACGCUGAACUCGGCAUCCCCACACACCAGGUGCCUCCGGAGGAGAUGACGUACCUGACCCGCAUCCACUACAAGGCCGAGUCGGACGGGGUGUGGGGCGAGCACGAGAUCGACUACAUCCUGUUCCUGCAGAGGGACGUGGAGCUGCAGCCCGACCCCAACGAGGUGAAAAGCCACCUCUACGUCUCCAAAGAGGAGCUGAAGGAGCUGCUGGAGCAGGCGGAGAGAGGCCAAGUGCAGAUCACGCCGUGGUUCAGCCUCAUCGCCAACACCUUCCUGUUCACGUGGUGGGACAACCUACAAAACCUCAAACAGUUCACAGAUCACGAGCGCAUCCACCGUAUGUGAUCUCCACUGCUCCUUCAGAAUCAGAGAUCCACUCCAUCAUCCAAACAGAGAAGCUUCUAUUACUGCAAACUGUGACGUCAGUUUCAUCCAUGGACUGGUGUUGAGCUUCAACAUGCCUAAUGUACUUCCUAAUGUUCAGCAGUUAAAUGAUUUGAACGAAAUAUUAUAUUUUGGGGUUUGAUGGAUUGAAGGCUUGACACGUGCUGCCCGAUUAUUAUCCUAGUUAUUACUUACCGUAACUAAUAUGGAAAAAGAUGGUGAUAUUUUUCUCUGUAUAUAUUUCUCCAAGAGAAGAAUUUUGGAGACGUUAUUUUUUAAACAGACAAAUGGAGAUGCUCUGCUUCUCACCAGCAGCCGAGACUCUUCAUUUAAGAGUAAUAUAUGAAGCGGACAUUGAUGUUGAUGUUCACUGCGAAUAGUACUUAAGUUUACAUUCAUGUAAAAUAAAUUGUAAAUAAAUAAACGUAUUGAAUUGCC
Ictalurus furcatus (blue catfish) is the source of this 2094-nucleotide messenger RNA. It is a transcript of the gene idi1, whose product is annotated as isopentenyl-diphosphate delta isomerase 1. Gene Ontology annotation, molecular function: isopentenyl-diphosphate delta-isomerase activity. The transcript is spliced from 6 exons. The coding region runs from base 754 to 1617 and encodes 287 amino acids. Gene Ontology annotation, biological process: isoprenoid biosynthetic process; isopentenyl diphosphate biosynthetic process. Lineage: Eukaryota; Metazoa; Chordata; Actinopteri; Siluriformes; Ictaluridae. The record is from RefSeq and is a predicted model, not a curated record. Gene Ontology annotation, cellular component: cytoplasm.